AAGAAGCUUCAAGGAGCCAUUUGGGUGCACCCCCACCGAAUCUGCAAUCCAAUCGCCCACAUCGGAAACAUACACGUGUCAUCACACAAAUGGUCGCACGUGGCCCUAACGGAAAAUCAGAAUCGGAACGUUAAGAGGGCCCCACACUGCACUUCCUUGACCACCACCACCUUUUUAUUUUCUUUUUCAUUUCAUUUUCUGCUCUCUCUUCUUCUUCUUCAUCUUCAUCUUCUGAAGCUUCGUGAUUCUUCUGUCGUCACAUUUCGUUCUCUAAUGGCGGAGGAAUUUUCGAGAGCGGUGGACGACGGGCUGAAAUUAUCAAAGCGAAUUUACUUCGGGAAGGACAGGGCGGUGGCGCCGCCCAAGCUGCCGGCACCGAUGGCUAGGUCACCGGACGCGCUUCUUCCCACCGCGCCGAUGGUUUAUGCCGUGAUUUACGAUCCAGGGAUCGUGGAUAACCCUGACAUCCCGAGCUACCAGCCUCAUGUGUAUGGACGGUGCGACCCUCCGGCGCUGAUUCCCCUUCAGAUGAACGGUGUUGAGAUGGAAAUUGAUUGCUAUUUGGAUACUGCGUUUGUCACCGUUUCUGGUUCGUGGAGGCUCCAUUGCGUCAUGGGUAGCCGCGCGUGUGAUUGCCGUAUUGCUAUUCCCAUGGGGCACCAGGGUUCAAUUCUAGGUGUGGAAGUUACUGCUCAUAGAAAAACAUACUCUACUCAGCUUGUUGUAAUGGAAGACAACAGUGUGAAUGAAAAUGCCACCAUUGCUCAACAAGGAGGCUUUCUCAAAUCAAAUAUAUUUACUUUGACUGUACCUCAGAUUGAUGGGGGUACCAAUUUAUCGAUUAAAAUUCAAUGGUCUCAGAAAAUAGUGAAUUGCAAUGGGGAGUUGACUUUGAACGUGCCUUUUACCUUCCCUGAAUUUGUCACCCCAGCUGGGAAGAAAAUGUCUAAAAAGGAAAAGAUACAAAUCAAUGUGGAGGCUGUUGCUGGAAGUGAGCUUCUGUGCAGGACAAUGAGCCACCCCCUAAAGGAAAUGAGGCGUGAUGCUGGGAGUAUUGGUUUCUUAUAUGAUUCCCAAGUUCUCUCGUGGUCAAAUACUGAUUUUAGCUUUUCAUAUGCUGUUUCCUCCAGUCGUAUAGAUGGUGGUGUUCUUUUGCAAUCUGCAUCUGUGCAUGAUUUUGAUCAAAGAGAGAUGUUCUACAUGUACCUUUCUCCCGGAGAUAUUCACCGUAAGAAGGUAUUCAGAAAGGACAUAAUAUUCGUUAUUGACAUCAGUGGAAGCAUGCAGGGAAAGCUAAUUGAUGACACAAAGAAUGCACUAUCGUCUGCCCUCUCUAAGCUUAAUCCUGAUGAUUCAUUUAAUAUUAUAGCCUUUAAUGGAGAGAGUUAUCUAUUUUCAAAAUCGAUGGAACCGGCUUCUAGUGAUGCUGUUGAAAAGGCCACUGAGUGGAUGGAUGUGAACUUUGUCAUUGGGGGUGGUACAAAUAUUUUGCGUCCCUUAAACACGGCAAUAGAGAUGCUAUCCGGUGCUCAAAGUUCAGUUCCAAUAAUUUUCCUAGUUACAGAUGGAACUGUUGAAGAUGAGAGGCAAAUUUGUGAUUUGGUAAAGAAUCAUAUGACCAAUGGAGAGUCAAUAUGCCCCCGAGUUUACACUUUUGGCAUAGGCUCAUUCUGCAAUCACUAUUUCUUGCGAAUGCUUGCUGCAAUUGGUAGGGGCCAAUAUGACGCUGCAGUGGAUGUCGAUUUGGUUGAGCCUCGAAUGCUGACGUUGUUUGAAAAGGCAUCAUCUCUCAUUCUCGCAAAUAUCAAAAUGGAUGUAUUGGAUGAUAUUGAUCAACUUGAGGUAUAUCCUUCCCACAUUCCAGAUCUUUCAACAGAGGGUCCAUUGAUUUUAUCUGGCAGAUAUAAGGGAAAUUUCCCCGAAACUGUUAAAGUCAAAGGUAUCAUGGCUGAUUUCAGUGAUUUUGUAAUAGAUAUGAAGAUUCAAACAGCUAAGGACAUACCUGUACAAAGGGUUUGUGCAAGAGAUCAAAUAGAGCAUCUUACUGCUCAAGCAUGGCUAUCCGAAAACAAACAAUUAGAACAGCAGGUUGCCAAACUAAGCCUGCAGACUGGCUUUAUGUCUGAGUAUACACGUAUGGUAGUACUUGAAAAUGAUCAUCUAAAGAAAGCCAAAGAAUCAGCUGGUGGGAAAGAAGUGUCAAAAAAGAGUCAUGCUCCACACGAGGCAAACACAAACGUACAGGGCCAGAGAAUGAUUUUACUCCCACACAUAGGUGUCGGCUUUGGCAACUUGACUGCAACUGCUGAAAACACUCCUCCAGGAGCUGAAAAGAUGCUUGAAAUGCCCGAAAUCUUUAAGGCGGCCUCAAAUUGUUGUAGCACCUUGUGCAGUUACUGCUGUUGCAUGUGCUGCAUCCAGUGCUUUACCCGAAUGAACAACCAAUGUCUCACUGCAUUGACUCAGCUUUGUGUUGGUAUAGGAUGCUUCGGCUGCCUCACAUGUUGUUCAGACAUAUGCUGUGGUGGAAACGAUAGUUGAAAUCUCAAUUUGUUGAAUGAUUUUUGUAUUUUACAGCAUAGAAAUUAGUGUUUGAUUAUAUAGCUGUUAUUUUGAGAAUGUGUACAGGUUGCUUAACUUGUGCUGUAUAUAUAGCUUCUCUAUGAGGAUAGUUUUCCAGGUUUAAACCUGCAAUAGAAAGUAAAUUAUAUACACUUGUACCGACAAAGAAGAAAGUGAAUUACAGAAAGUGUCUGCUUUUCCAAUUGAAAGAAACAAUUUUCUUUUGAA
Lotus japonicus is the source of this 2790-nucleotide messenger RNA. RefSeq lists its product as uncharacterized. The transcript has 13 exons. Lineage: Eukaryota; Viridiplantae; Streptophyta; Magnoliopsida; Fabales; Fabaceae. The record is from RefSeq and is a predicted model, not a curated record. Bases 274 to 2541 code for a protein of 755 amino acids.